AUGAAAGUAAACCAACUUAAUUUAACAUUUUUAAAAGGAACAUUUCUGAGUAUUGGAGAACCUGAUAUCACUUUCAUCACUCAAGACUUCCCAUCUGCUCCGGUCCGUCCAGGAGACUCAGUGACUCUGCAGUGUUCCGUCCUCUCACACUCUGAGAGGAGAACGUGUCGAGGAGAACCGAGUGUGUUCUGGUUCAGAGUCGGAUCGGAUGAAUCUCAUCCCAGUUUAAUUUAUGCCCAAAGAAGCAACAGUGCUGGAUGUGAGAAGAGUCCUGAAGCUCACUCUCCACAGAAAUGCGUCUACAGCUUCUCUAAGGACGUCACCUCCUCUGAUGUCGGCACUCAUUACUGCGCUGUGGCCACAUGUGGACAGAUAUUAUUUGGAAAUGGAACAAAACUGGACAUUAAGGAAACCGGCUUGGGGUCCUUAAGUGACAAUAUAUUUCUGCUCCUGCUGUGUGCUGUCUUGGCUAUAAGUGUGAACGUCGCAGCUUUCCUCAUUUACGCCAUCAAGAAAAACAAGUGUGAUUAUUGCAAUAAUGAAGCUGCUGUUUUGCUUCUAGAAAGUGUUGCAAAAAGGAAGUUAAAGAGAAAUGAAGACGCGUGGAUGUAUUCUACUGUCGUCUUCAAUGUGAUGAAAUCUGCCGGUGGUGGAACGAGGGACGCCAAAGCAGCGGAGAGAGAGAGGAUCUACGCCGCUGUCAAGGCUUUUGGGUUGGAUUAGCAUGUUGAGGGGACUGUUUGAGGUCAACAGGUGAAAUGUGGCAGCUGAUGGUCCUGCUUUAACGUUUUGGUCUUAUGCUUACGUGUACAUUUAGUUGACGGUAAUAAGAAUAUAUGGUCGAAGGCCUGUCACACUGAUACUUUACUGUCACACCAACUUCCUGUCUUUGUCUUCUGGGUUAUUUUGUCGUCUUUACCGUGGUUAAACAUUUCUAAAAUUGGAGUUCUACAAAAAAUGUUAUUUAGUUAUAACUAUGAUGUGGGUUGAAUGUAAUGUGUAGGGUUUCAUUGUUUUCAUCGUUGCUGGUUAAUAAAAUGCUACUGCAGUCAUAAUGACAUUAACAAGAAUGUAAAAAGUGAAAUCUGUGGCGUUGUCGUGCAGCUAUUUCUGGCUACAAAAAGAGACCACGAAUUAGGAAGCAUUUAUAUUUUGUUUGUGUUUA
Molecule: messenger RNA, 1165 nt
Organism: Cyclopterus lumpus (lumpfish)
Lineage: Eukaryota; Metazoa; Chordata; Actinopteri; Perciformes; Cyclopteridae
Exons: 5
Coding region: 1-723 (240 amino acids)
Biological process (GO): response to bacterium
Source: RefSeq, a predicted model, not a curated record